Molecule: messenger RNA, 1233 nt
Organism: Ananas comosus (pineapple)
Lineage: Eukaryota; Viridiplantae; Streptophyta; Magnoliopsida; Poales; Bromeliaceae
Exons: 3
Coding region: 134-769 (211 amino acids)
Source: RefSeq, a predicted model, not a curated record
AAAGAUAUUUUCUCUCAAAAGAUAUAUAUUAUAAACAAAAAAAGGGAAAGAAUACAAUGAUACUCGCCUUCGGGCUCCGGCUGUUUCGUCGCCUGCAGAUCGGACGAAGAAAAAGGUGAAGAGAAGUUUUCCGAUGGCCCCUGCCGCUGCUUCUAGCCAGCGACUGACGAGCCGCAGGAUCUCCUACUACGCCUCUCUCAUUUACUUCGUUAUCAUCAUCUUCCAGGUACCUCUCUUCAGGGUUCCAUGCAGAUCAGGGAUGUGUACAACACCAAUACAGGUGACUUCUUCUCAAUUGAUUGCAAAUGAGAUAUUCCCUCCAGCUGUUGUGAAGGCUCUACUCUAUCCUGGAGCUGUAGCCAGUUCUCUCGUCACAAACAUGACUCUUCCAAGCUGGAGCAAUCUGCUUCAUAUGUACAACCUUACAGAAGCCAAAAAUGCUUCGGCGCUGCUUGAUCUCCAGCGUCUAGAGAUUCUUGCUGGAAGCUACUUCUGUGUUGCUGGAGCACUGGUUGGCGUAGUGAAUCCAGGGAGGAUGACUUUAUUUGGGACCCUUUUGGUCGUUUGGGGCCUAGUGAAAGAAGGAAUUCUUGGGAAGCCAGCGAACACAGAUCCCGCAAAAGCUGUUUAUGUCUACCCAACUAUUCUGAUUGCACUCGUUUGUGCCUUCUCAUCUAUAACAUACAGUAUAAAGAAGGCAGCUAGGAGUACUCAACCUGUUUCUGUAGCGAAACCACUGAAAAGUUCGGCCAAGUCCAAACUGAAAUAGUUGCUUCAUGGUGACUCACGGUCUCUUCCCUCUUGCUAGUUAAUCGUUUCGUCUCCUCUUUUCUUCCUGGCUUGGAAAUUUAUUACUGGAGGUUUUACAGUAUAAAUCAUGACUAUCUAUGGUGCACUGCAUGCAAUUUUUGUAACAUAGUUCCUGCACAUCUCUGAUUUGAUUUUAUCGUCUCAAACAUUACACUGCAAGUGCCUGUUGAUCUCGGAUUAAAUGGGAAUAUAUUGCAUGAUGGUGGGGCUCCUUUCUAAGUGAAAGGAACUUUUCUUACACAGUUGAUUGGGUUUCACUUUUUGUCUUUUUUGCUCUAAGACAAAAUAAUGUUCACCAUUUGCUUGUCCAAUUGUGCCUUCUCCAGCGAUGAGAAUGGCAAAGCAUGUGCCUGUUUUAUAUCAAUUAUUGGGCUACUUUGGUACUGAAACAAACUUAUCAUGUGAAAUUUGUCGGAUUGGAAA